Bufo gargarizans (Asiatic toad) is the source of this 1068-nucleotide messenger RNA. It is a transcript of the gene RCE1, whose product is annotated as Ras converting CAAX endopeptidase 1. The transcript has 7 exons. Gene Ontology annotation, cellular component: endoplasmic reticulum membrane. The coding region runs from base 280 to 1068 and encodes 262 amino acids. Lineage: Eukaryota; Metazoa; Chordata; Amphibia; Anura; Bufonidae. Gene Ontology annotation, biological process: CAAX-box protein processing. The record is from RefSeq and is a predicted model, not a curated record. Gene Ontology annotation, molecular function: metalloendopeptidase activity.
UCACACACAUACACAGCUCUGCUGAGCACAGUACAUCACACACACAGCUCUGCUGAGCACAGUACAUCACACACAUGCACAGCUCAUCACACACAUACACAGCACGUCACACACAUAUAUACACCUCCCUCCUCUAAUCUAUAAGCCUCUCUUCCUUCUCUCAGGUGCUGACACUUCCGGGAACCACAGAGCCUGACUCCUCCCCCAACACGUGACCGGUCACAUGGCCAUGACGUCAUCAUCAAAGGUCCUGUAACCCGGUACUAUCUAUCAUCUGCCAUGUCUGCGGCUCCUGUAGUGCAGUCAGCCCCGGGGCUGUGUGCGCUGUCUGUCCUCUGCUGCCUGACCCUGGCCUGCUCCUAUGUGGGCAGCCUGUAUGUGUGGAAGAGUGAGCUGUCCAGGGACCACCCUGCAGUCAUCAAGAGGAGGUUCACCAGCGUCCUCAUCGUGUCCUCCUUGUCACCGUUAUUUCUCUGGCUAUGGAAGGAGUUGACUGGCAUCAAGACAGAUGCCGCUAUACUCUCUCUUAUGGGUUUCCGUCUAGAUGGGAUCUUCACAGCAACCCUAUUACCACUGCUGCUCACUAUGAUUUUGUUCCUUGGCCCUCUCGUCCAACUCUCUCUGGAUUGCCCGUGGAGUCUUUUUGAUGGCUUAAAAGUUGCUAUCGAUCCUCGUUUUUGGGUGCUCUGUUUGACUGACAUGCGAUGGCUUCGUAACCAGGUGAUCGCCCCUCUUACAGAGGAAUUGGUCUUUAGAGCCUGCAUGCUGCCUAUGUUGGUACCGUGUACUAGUCCGGGGACAGCUAUUUUUACAUGUCCGCUGUUUUUUGGCAUUGCUCAUUUUCAUCAUGUCAUUGAACAGCUGAGGUUUCGGCAGGGAACUGUUCUGAGCAUAUUUCUGUCUGCUGGUUUAGUCUUGGUUUUUGGCCUCACAGAGGUGACUGCUCUCGGGGCCUCUAGCAAAGAUAAACCAAAGUUUUGUAGCAGCUCUAGUCUCAAAGAUUGUAAGUCCAUCAAGGAUUUGCCCUACAGUUCUAGAUUAUGGAGAGCAGCUCCUUCUAGGGAUUAG